This is a messenger RNA of Erythranthe guttata (spotted monkey flower), 985 nucleotides long. Its product is annotated as Nucleic acid-binding, OB-fold-like protein. Gene Ontology annotation, molecular function: RNA binding. Gene Ontology annotation, cellular component: cytoplasm; nuclear exosome (RNase complex). Gene Ontology annotation, biological process: RNA processing. The record is from RefSeq and is a predicted model, not a curated record. Lineage: Eukaryota; Viridiplantae; Streptophyta; Magnoliopsida; Lamiales; Phrymaceae.
CUAAAAGCCCAAAGAGAAGAAGAAGAAAAAAGCCUAAAACCAGAGACGGAACAAAGAGCGGCAAAUGUAUGCAGAUUCCGCCAUAGCUGAGAGGAAUACAUUCGACUAUACAUAUACAUAUAUAGAAAAUUAUAUAUAUAUAAGCAGAAAUGAAGGAAAGAGGAGAAGCAGAAGAUUUCGUGACACCAGGUGAAGUAUUGGGGAAAACCUCAGAGUUGAAACCUGGUAACGGCGCGUACGUUUCACCCCAGGAUAACACCGUCUACGCCUCCCUCGCCGGAAUCCGCUCCCUCACUCCUCCUCCACCUGAAUCCGCCGACCUGAGGCCUACGGUGGAGGUGAAAGGUCACAAGGCGCAUGGUCCGGUGCCGGAGCCUGGUGCUAUUGUCCUUGCAAGAGUUACCAAAGUGAUGGCCAAAAUGGCUUCAGCAGAUAUAGUAUGUGUUGGUCCCAAGUCCGUACGAGAAAAAUUUACCGGCAUUAUUAGGCAGCAAGAUGUGAGAGCAACAGAGAUUGACAAAGUAGAAAUGCACUCAUCUUUCCGCCCGGGCGACAUCGUUAAAGCUUUAGUUCUGUCCCUUGGAGAUGCGCGAGCUUAUUAUCUAUCAACUGCAAAAAACGAACUCGGCGUUGUUUCUGCAGAAAGUGCAGCUGCAGGUGAAACAAUGGUUCCGAUAAGCUGGACAGAGAUGCAGUGUCCUUCAACAGGUCAAAUUGAGCAGAGGAAAGUUGCCAAGGUUGGGGCUUGACUGAGUCAACCUUAAUUCUUGGUCUGAAAAUUGCCCUCCUUUGCAAAAGAGAUGCAACUUUUUUUUGUUUAAUCUAUUGUUGUUGCUUCUCAGAAUUUAUUACACCGAUUGUUUCUGCUAUGUCAACUUCCUUUUAAUUUUAAGUUAAAAAAAUUGUUUUCUUAGGUUAUAGGCUAUGAUAAUGACUAUUAUUUGGGGAAACUUAUUCUAAACAGCUGAUAAUCUCAUAUGUUUGA